This is a messenger RNA of Micropterus salmoides (largemouth bass), 626 nucleotides long. RefSeq lists its product as uncharacterized. The record is from RefSeq and is a predicted model, not a curated record. The transcript has 4 exons. Gene Ontology annotation, biological process: regulation of phosphorylation. Bases 236 to 598 code for a protein of 120 amino acids. Gene Ontology annotation, molecular function: protein serine/threonine phosphatase inhibitor activity. Gene Ontology annotation, cellular component: cytoplasm. Lineage: Eukaryota; Metazoa; Chordata; Actinopteri; Centrarchiformes; Centrarchidae.
GGGAAAGAGUGGGGGGAGGACAGGCAGAGAACUAGAGCCAGUGUUACAGAGAGGGAGAGCAGAAACAGUCAACAAGAUAACAAGAGCUACGCGUGGGACAGCAGCCCACCGGAAAAGCGACGAUAGAGACAGAGCAGGCGAGCCGGUGUGCAAAACAAACGUGUCAGAGCCUGUGGGUCUGUCUGUCUGUGUGAGCUCAGUGUGUUUCCACGGUUCUCCCGAGGCCGUGGCAGCCAUGGCAUCAGACCCCAGCACCCAGUCCAGGGUGAUGUUCCAGGCAACGGGCAAAACAGAGGAGCCGGCGCACCGCAAGCUGGGAAAGCUGACGGUCAAAUACAACCGCAAGGACCUGCAGAGGAGGCUGGAUAUCGAGGAGUGGAUCGACGGGCAGCUGCACCUCCUAUUUGACUGUGAGGAGGAAGAGAUUCCAGAGUUAGAGAUUGACAUAGAUGAGCUUUUGGAGCUGACGGACGAGGGGCAGAGAACCCGGCUGCAGGAGUUGUUGCAAGAAUGCGGAAAGCCGAAAGAGGAUUUUAUCAACAGCCUGCUCUACAGGAUAAAGGGUCUACGCAAAAUGUCAGGUCCCUUGAAGAAAUAAUUAUAGGUCAAAUAAAGAAUUGAGACAA